Messenger RNA from Colletotrichum godetiae, 477 nucleotides. RefSeq lists its product as uncharacterized. The transcript has a single exon. The coding region runs from base 1 to 477 and encodes 158 amino acids. NCBI's taxonomy places the organism in Eukaryota, Fungi, Ascomycota, Sordariomycetes, Glomerellales, Glomerellaceae. The record is from RefSeq and is a predicted model, not a curated record.
AUGUUACCCCCCAAAACGAAAUUCGUACGCGAAAUGGAGCGCAACAACAACCAUACGCGCAAAUCCACAUCCCCAUCAACAACCCCAUCCCCCAAAAUCUUUGGCCAAAACCACACAUACUCAGCCCCCUCGGUCCCAGACAUGACCUACUUCGCCCGCAUCCUCCACUACCAACGUUACGGCCACGACGGCCUCGCCUGCUCCGGUGCGUGCUCGAGUAAUUACACGCUGCCAAUGUACGAGAAGCAGGGUUACAUGUCGCCUUACCAGGUCCGGUACACGGAGCGUCCCGGCUCGCGGGGCUCAGUGCAGAGCGAUGCGUCCUUUGAUGUUGCGGGAUACCGGCGGGAGUUGGGAGCUGCUGGUGUGAAGAAGAGGAGGUGGCAUACGUUUUUGGCGGUUAUUCUCGCGUUGUUGAUUAUUAUCUUUGGCGCGGGUGUUUUGGCUUUUGUUUUAUUGUCGAUUCGGUUGAGAUGA